Molecule: messenger RNA, 528 nt
Organism: Pleurotus ostreatus (oyster mushroom)
Lineage: Eukaryota; Fungi; Basidiomycota; Agaricomycetes; Agaricales; Pleurotaceae
Exons: 4
Coding region: 1-528 (175 amino acids)
Source: RefSeq, a predicted model, not a curated record
AUGAACGAAAACAAGGCACCAGAGGGUGGGGCAUUCGAGCUGCUGUCGUGGACUACACCGAGGCAAUUUCACUUUAUCGUCGAUCGAUACAACGACUUCGUCGAAGUUGCGAGGGACGACGGAGAGAGGGCAAAGUUUUGGACAACACUGGAAGACGAUUGGUCGUCUGUAUGGGAUUUCACCCCGGAGAUUAUGCAGAAACUGAAGAAGUAUUACUACACCAUGUGUGGUGUAAAUAUCGAACGAGGGUGGCUUGUACGCUCGGAGAUUCGCACAGUGCUCAUGGCUGGGAGUGUUCUGGUUCACGCUGAGAAAGUCGCGACGAAAGGGAAGGGGAAAGAGAAUGCCUUCGACGAUCCAUUGCUUCCCAGCCAGCCCUUAAACGAAAAGGUUGAACUCCCCUUUGGGGUGCAGCAUGCGGAUAUUCGGGCAAAACUUGAUGGCGGUCGCUUGACGUUCCAAAUUUCGAAUGAAUUGACGCACCGUACGUCCAUUGUCGUGGAAGACCUUGAUGAAGUUGAAGGUUAG